This is a messenger RNA of Phaedon cochleariae (mustard beetle), 963 nucleotides long. The record is from the annotation of a GenBank genome assembly. NCBI's taxonomy places the organism in Eukaryota, Metazoa, Arthropoda, Insecta, Coleoptera, Chrysomelidae.
AUGUUCCCCACCGUCCGCGUCUCCUUCACCGGCGUCCGGCCCGAGCGCCGGUACGCCGUCCUGCUGGACAUCGUACCGGUGGACAGCAAGCGGUACCGGUACGCGUACCACCGCUCCUCGUGGCUGGUGGCAGGGAAAGCAGAUCCACCCGCGCCCUGCCGUACCUGCGCCCACCCCGACUCGCCGUUCACGGGGGAGCAGCUACGGAAGCAGGUGGUGUCCUUCGAGAAGGUCAAGCUGACUAACAACGAGAUGGACAAACACGGGCACCUGGUUCUGAAUUCAAUGCACAAAUACCAACCAAGGAUACACUUGGUGAAGAGACCCGAAGGAGCUUCUGGACAAAUUGUUGAUUUGGAGCAAGAAGAAUACAAGACCUUCAUUUUUCCUGAAACAAUAUUCACUGCAGUGACGGCAUAUCAGAAUCAAUUGAUAACCAAGCUGAAGAUUGACAGCAAUCCAUUUGCUAAAGGCUUCAGGGACUCGUCCAGACUCACCGAAUUCGAAAGGGAGACCAUGGAAUCCAUGCUCGCCGAGCAGCACUACUUCCGCUCCCCCCUACGUCCAUUCGAAAUGGACACGCACAACAACAACCUCUCCCUGGAGGAGAAGGCCAUCCUGGCCGCCCGCUCGCAGCUGUUCCUGCGCGCAGCAGCCGCAGCCGCCGGCCCCUACGCGCCCCUAAUGGGUGGCCUUUACGGCGCAGGCGCAUCCCAGAGCCAGGCCGUACCGCCCGGCGUGCUGUGGAACCAGUGGGCGUGUCUCGGCCCGUCCCUACUGGCCGCGCAGCACCAGCACCAGCUGGCCGUGGCCGCGGCGGGCGGCUCGCAGCUGCAGGCCCCUAUUUCGCCCCUGGCAAGGCCCCUGGCGCAGCACAGGUUCUCGCCUUAUGCACCGCAGCAGCGUGCUUCGCCAGAUACGAGUUUGAGGGACGACAGAGAGUCGCCUAGCAGUCCCUCGUAA